Molecule: messenger RNA, 2374 nt
Organism: Salpingoeca rosetta
Lineage: Eukaryota; Choanoflagellata; Craspedida; Salpingoecidae
Exons: 16
Coding region: 108-2126 (672 amino acids)
Biological process (GO): microtubule-based movement; mitotic spindle organization
Molecular function (GO): microtubule binding; microtubule motor activity; ATP binding
Source: RefSeq, a predicted model, not a curated record
CUAACAUUUCAUCCUGUCGCAACCAGCUGUUGUUGACGGACGCUGCUGACUGACGGACGACCGUUUCUUCCUCCCUCUCUUCUCCUCCUACGUCCUCAAUCCCGAGCAUGAGCAUCGUGGUGUAUUGUCGGCUGAAGCCGACGGACAAGCCGUACGACGGCGUGGAGCUGGACCCGCAAGAUGACUGCGACAUCUUGAAGAUUCACACGCCUCGGAACACAAAGGACAUUGUGAACCACACGCGGGAGGACUACAAGUUCAAGUUCCAGAAGGUGUUCCAGCGCGAGACCAGCCAAGACACCAUCUUCAACCACGUUGCCAAGCCAGUCGCUGAAAGCGUCAUUGAAGGGUACAAUGGGACUGUGUUUGCUUAUGGUCAGACGGGGUCGGGCAAAACGUUCACCAUCACGGGCGGCGCCGAGAACUACGACCAGCGCGGCCUGAUUCCUCGCAUCCUGGAGUUUCUGUUCCAGUUCUACGCGGACCACCCUGAUCGCGAGUUCUCCACGCGCGUCUCCUACCUUGAAAUCUACAAUGAGAACGGUUACGACUUGUUGGGAACACCGCAGCAAGGCAAACUCAAAGGCAUGGAGGACCUGCCAAAGAUCAACCUGAUGGAAGGCCCCGACGGCGACGUGCACCUGAACAACCUGUCUCAAAUCCCCGUGGAGACAACAGAGCAGGCGCUAAAUGCGCUCUUCGUCGGCGACACCAACCGCAUGAUUGCCGAGACGCCCAUGAACAUGGCAUCCACACGCUCCCACUGCAUCUUCACCAUCUACGUGACCUCGCGUGAGACGGGCUCCUCUGUCUGGCGAAAGGGCAAGCUGCACCUGGUCGACCUUGCUGGAUCAGAACGCAUCAAGAAAACGAAUGUGGAAGGUGUGCUGCUGACGGAAGCGAAAUACAUCAACCUCUCGCUUCACUACUUGGAGCAGGUGAUCGUUGCGCUAUCAGAGAAGACGCGUCGGCACGUUCCGUACCGAAACUCGCUGCUGACGUCUGUUCUUCGCGACAGUCUUGGCGGCAACUGCAAGACGACCAUGAUUGCCACCAUGUCCUCGGAGGAGCGGAACAUGGCGGAGUCGAUAUCGACUGGCCGGUUUUCGCAGCGUGUUGCGCUUGUGAAGAACGACGCCCGCCUCAAUGAAGAGCUCGAUCCGAAGCUUGAAAUUAUUCGGCUGAAGCAGGAAGUGACGCGACUCAAGGCAGAGCUCGCGCUGCUCUCUGGUGACGUGGACAUGUCCGAGCCAUUGACCGACGAGGAGAAAGAGGCGUUGCGACAAAUGGUUGACACGUACGUGAGCAGCACGGCACAAGAUGCAGACCUUGUGCUUGGAGAUAUGCGCAAGAUCCAAUACUGCUUUUCAUACUUCAAGGCGUCACUGCUUUUGGCAAGGGAGAAUGCCGGCCCAGCACAAGGGCACACAGAGGACGAGGAAGGAACUGGUGGUGGUGAUGGUGAUGGUGAUUUGGAUGUGAGCCGAACCAAAUACUACCACGACGAGGCCACCAAUGAAAACAUUACGCGGUUGGAAUCGCUUCUGGAGCAGCGCGAUAACGAAAUUCGCAUUUUGGUGGCGAAACUUCGACGAGCGCGCGGCGAAGGCGGCACAUCGGACACGUCGUCCUCUCGUUCCAGCACCAUCCGGACACCAGCAGCAACAGGACCGCCAGCCAUGACAACGACAACGCGUGACUUGUCGCCAGAAGAGAAGAAAGCUCUCCUCGAGCAGUUCAAGACAGAGAGCCAGGCAUACCCCAUCCUCGAUCGAACAAAGACGACGCUGAAAGACCUGUACGCGCAAGCUCAACGUCUUGGACAAGAGGUGCAGGAAGCCAAGGAUAUUAUUGCGGAGAUUAAGCGGCACAUGACGCGACACCAGCAAGAGCAUCUCACAGAACACAUCCGAAGUGGGCUGGAAGAAGAGGACAUUGUGGACCCAGAACUGGAUGCGAUGCAGUCAGAGCUUCAAGUUUGCCAGACAGCGUACAAAUCGAAGCUGUCGAAGCUGCGAUCGCUGAAACAGGAAACAGAACACCUGAAACACCUGUUUGAGAAGCAAAAGGUUGCUUUCCAACAAGAGUUUCAACGCUGGCUGGAUGAACGCCCUCCAACCGCCUAAGAACACACGCUCAUACACAUAUACAUGCGCAUACACACACGCAUGCACAUGUACGCAUGCACACAAACACGCUCAUACACACACGCUUUCAAGCAUACACACGCUCAUUCACACGCACUGUGGAUUGUUAAAUUACUGGUGAGCGCAUCGGUCAAAUGUUUACUGUCAUUCAGAGCUGGCUGGCCGGCUGGUUUGUCCAACACCACAAUCUCUUCUUUGUUCAUCGGCAAUUAAACCCAGCACGUCAA